Molecule: messenger RNA, 2613 nt
Organism: Alosa sapidissima (American shad)
Lineage: Eukaryota; Metazoa; Chordata; Actinopteri; Clupeiformes; Clupeidae
Product: zinc-binding protein A33-like
Exons: 6
Coding region: 742-2157 (471 amino acids)
Molecular function (GO): protein binding; zinc ion binding
Source: RefSeq, a predicted model, not a curated record
CUGCAGUUAUAUAAUUCGAUUCAACUUAUAUUCAACUUUAUUGUCAUUGUGCAGAGUACAAGUACAAAGCCAACGAAAUUGGCUGCCGUUUGGCCUUUUCAGUCUCUAGCUUGACAGCAGACCCUUUAUCUAUAUGCAUUAACAUCAAUACACCAUGUGGCAGACAACUCAUGUCAAGUCUAUGUAUAAAGACCUUUAAAAACAACACCAGUUGACCAAAGUGCUGUAGUAUAAUUGGAGGUUCAAUAAAUUAUCUAUCUAUCUAUCUGUGUCUAUCUAUCUAAAAAUACAAUACAAUGUGGAUCACUUUGACAGAUUUUGUAAGGCAUGUCCAAACAUUGUGAAUGUUCAUUGAUCUGAAUGUAGUCUAAUCAUUUUCAAUGUUCAUUUGUUCUGGAUGUAAUCUUUGAGUAAACUACUUUGCUUUACACAUGCAUGAGACUACACUAACCAAUCAGAAUCAUUCUGUCACUUCAAGGCUCCUCCCUCUGAUUCGUGUGAGAGCAGGUGAACAAUAGGCUCAAUCAUUUGGCCAGAGAUGACCAACCCACACCUCAGACUGGAGAUCUGAAAGACUGAAGGAAGAAUUUUGCAGGACUCAGGACUCUACAUUCCAUUAGGACUCAGGAUUCUACAUUCCAUCAGGACUCAGGAUUCUACUUUUCAUCAGGACUUGGACUCUACUUUCCAUCAGGACAUCAUUGUUAGGGGUCAUCACAUACUUUACAGUGAGCUUAGAAAAUGGCCUCCAAGCGUUUUUUCUCUGAAGAGGAUUUCUCUUGUCCUGUGUGUCAGGACAUCUUCAAGGAUCCUGUCAUCAUGACAUGUAGUCACAGUGUGUGUAAAGUCUGUCUGCAGCAGUUCUGGGAAACUAAAGGACACCAAGAAUGUCCUAUAUGCAGGAAAAGAUUCACAAAUUCAAAUCCGCAGCUUAACUUGAACCUAAAGAACUUGUGUGAGACCUACUUACAGCAGAGAAGUCACAGAGCUUCAGCAGGGUCUGAGGUGCUCUGCAGUCUGCACAGUGAGAAACUCAAGCUCUUCUGUCUGGAGGAUAAACAGCCUGUGUGUCUGGUGUGUAGAGACUCAAGGGAACAUAAGAAUCACAACUUUAGUCCUGUUGUUGAGGUUACACGUGAUUAUAAGGAGCAACUGAGGACAGAGAUGGCCAAGCUGAAAGAAAAGAUGAAGAAACAUAAAGAAACUAAACUAACCAGUGAUGAAACAGCAAAACACAUUAAGACACAGGCCCUAAACACAGAGAAGCAGAUCAAGGAGCAGUUUGCGCAGCUUCACCAGUUUCUACGAGAUGAAGAGGCAGCCAGGAUAGCUGCACUGAGGGAGGAAGAGGAGCAGAAGAGUCAGAUGAUGAAGGAGAAGAUUGAGAAGAUGUACAGGGAGAUCGCAUCUCUCUCAAUCACAAUCACAGACAUAGAGGAGCAGAUAAAUGCUGAUGAUAUCACAUUCCUGCAGAGCUACAAGAGCACAGUGGAAAGAGCCCAGUGCACACUGCAGGAUCCAGAGAGGGUUCCAGGAGCUCUGAUCAAUGUGGCAAAGCACCUGGACAACCUGAAGUUCAGUGUCUGGGAGAAGAUGAGGAAGAUUGUUCAGUGCACUCCUGUGACUCUGGAUCCCCUAAGUGCCCACCCAGAUCUCCUCCUGUCUGAGGAUCUGACUAGUGUGAGAUAUAUGAGUAAGAAUAUAUUUAGGUUUGAUAAGUAUCACAGUGUGGUGGGCUCUGAGGGCUUCAAUACAGGGACUCACUGCUGGGAUGUGGAGGUUGGAGAUUGCCCAAGGUGGACUGUGGGUGUGAUGAUGAGUUUUGCCCAAAAAUUUGGAGACUAUGUCACUUUGAAUGGACGCUUGUACAUGUGGUAUAAGGAUGACCAUUAUGGAGUAGGUCAUUCAGGCACCCAAACGCCCUACACUCUCCUUAAAGUGAAGCAGAAACUCCAGAGGAUCAGAGUGCAGCUGGACUGUGACAGAGAAGAGCUGUCAUUCUAUGACCUUGAUAAUAACAUACACCUACACACUCUCUCUAGACUCUGCGCACCUACACACCAUUUUUCCAGAUACCACGAGAAAGCGUUUCCAUACUUUAAUCUGGGCUGUGUUAACUCCUCUCUGAGGAUCCUACCAGUGAGUCCUCAGCACUGAUGGAGCUGAUGGUGUCUCUGACUGGACUCUCAUAAGGCCAGUAGGUGUGAUGAUGAGAGGGGAGGUCAGAUAGGACAGGAGGUCACAUAGGUCAGGAGGUCACAUAGGACAGGAGGGGGUCAGGAGGUCAGAUAGGGCCAGGUGAUGAAUAUUGUGGAUGUGUCUUGUUGAACUGUCUGGAAUGAGUGAUAUGGGCCUUUGUUGUAGUGGUGAACAGGGUUUAGUUAUAUUAGAUUAUGAGGGAAUAGUAGGUUAGAGUUCUCAACGGGCCUGAAAAUUACAACCCGACCCGACCCGGCCCGUGGCUUUUAAAGCCCGGACCCGAUGUAACCCAACACAUCAACAUGAAUUAUCUGCCCCAACCUGGCCCGUGGCCCGACCUAAAACAUACGUUUUGACUGUUAAACCCUGACUUUAUUUACGUGAAGAUUCAACACAUUAGCGUGACAAUUUACU